Debaryomyces hansenii CBS767 is the source of this 1026-nucleotide messenger RNA. RefSeq names its product membrane insertase. The record is from RefSeq and is a predicted model, not a curated record. Gene Ontology annotation, cellular component: mitochondrial inner membrane. The transcript has a single exon. Gene Ontology annotation, biological process: protein insertion into mitochondrial inner membrane from matrix; mitochondrial respiratory chain complex IV assembly. Gene Ontology annotation, molecular function: membrane insertase activity. NCBI's taxonomy places the organism in Eukaryota, Fungi, Ascomycota, Pichiomycetes, Serinales, Debaryomycetaceae. The coding region runs from base 1 to 1026 and encodes 341 amino acids.
AUGUUUAUAAAGGCCAGGCUACCGUUAGGGUUACAGGCUUCAAGAAAUUUCUAUAAAAGAAAUCAGGUUAGACAUUUUUCGGUAGAUCCCCAUGCUAUUAUUUCUACAUUGACUGAUUCAUUACAAUCAGUACAUGCCUAUUCGGGUAUCCCCUGGUGGGCCUUGAUACCGGUAACUACAUUUGCUUUAAGGUCGGUAUGGACUUUACCAUUGGCUAUUAUGCAAAGGAAGCGUAUUCAGAAGCAGACAGAGUUGAGGCCGAUAAUAAGUGCUAUGAAUCCAGUAUUGAAAUUGAAUCUUGCGAAGAAAGUGCAGUCAGCUAAACAAAAGGCAGAGAAGUCGUUGGGGAAUAUUCAGGGGGUGGGAACCAAGGACCAGAGUAUAGAAAAUGUUGUGAAUUUGCAAUCUCCCGUGGCAACUAUGAAGUAUGAAGAAAUUCUUUUGCUUGCAACGAAAGAGACUAGAAAAAGACAAAAGGCAUUAUUCAAGAAACACGAUGUUCAGUUGUGGAAGAACAUUAUUCUACCAGCAUUCCAAAUUCCGUUGUGGGUCUGUAUGUCGUGGACAAUGAGAGAUUUGAGUGGUUGGUCAUCUUGGGACAGUUUGGCAAACAAACCAUUGGACUCCAGCUUAUACACCGAAGGAUUAUUCUGGUUUACUGACCUUACUACUCUUGACCCCAUGCAUAUUUUUCCUUUGAUACUUGGUGUGAUAUCGUUAUGUAAUGUAGAGUGGACCUUUAAGACGUUGGAAUUGCUGAGAUUCACUAGAAAAAGGUUAGGAAGACCUACAUUAACAGACUCGAUGUCCAGUGUAGCGAGGAUGUCCGUUGUAUUCAUGAUGGCUAUUUCGUUGAAUGCUCCUGUUGCGUUGACUUUGUAUUGGCUAAGCUCGCAGGUUUAUUCCUUGAUUCAAAAUAUAAUCUUGGACUUGAUGAUUCCUAUUAGUUUCACGCCUAAUAAGAGAUUUGGCUAUAAGACUCUGUCAAAGAGCAAUAAACCUGUAUCGGUUGUCAAUACCAACUAA